UCUCUCUCUCUCUCUCUCUCUCUCUCUCUCUCUCUCUCUCUCUCUCUCUCCAGUCCGGCAGCAGGAAAUAAAGAGUUGGCUGAAAGAGCGCGAUCGGCAGGCAGUGAUGGUGAGCCGUGAGCACAGCCACAGCUACGAGGACCUCGUGCUCGACCCGGCGGCGCUGGAGAUCAUCCCGCCGCAGCUCCUCGCCGCGCUGGGGGAGUACCUCUCCGCCGGCCGCGGCGGGGACGGGGACGCCGCCGAGGCCGAGGCGGAGGCGGAGGCGGAGGCGGACGACGAGUUCAUGAUGUACGAGUUCAAGGUGCGGCGGUGCGCGCGCGCGCGGAGCCACGACUGGACGGCGUGCCCCUACGCGCACCCGGGCGAGGCCGCGCGCCGCCGGGACCCGCGCCGCGUCGCCUACGCGGGGGAGCCCUGCCCGGACUUCCGGCGCCGCCCGGGCGCCGCGUGCCCGCGCGGGAGCGCCUGCCCCUUCGCGCACGGCACCUUCGAGCUGUGGCUCCACCCGUCCCGGUACCGCACCCGCCCCUGCCGCGCGGGCGCCGCCUGCAGGCGCCGCGUCUGCUUCUUCGCGCACGCCGCGGCCGAGCUCCGCGCCGCGCCCAAGGACGACUCGCUCUCGCUCUCGCCCAAGUCGACGCUGGCGUCGCUCUGGGAGUCGCCGCCGGUGUCGCCCGUCGAGGGGCGGAUGAGGUGGCUCGACGCCAUCGACGAGCCGUCCGACGCGGACGCCGAGGUGGAGGAGCUCAUGCUCGCAAUGCGGGAGCUCAGCUUCAGGAAGGCCGCGGCGUCGUCGGCGCCGGUGCUGCCCCCCGUCAUGGAGGAGGACGGGCCGGACUUGGGGUGGGUGUCGGAGCUGGUGAUGUGAGCAUGCAUGCCGGCGCCCCUCCCGGCCCAAGGCCGACGCCAUCUCCGCCGCCGCGCCAUUCGGAACAGCUUCAUUAUUAAGCAAUACUAUUGUUAAUUCUAGCAUUUUCUCGAAUUGCAUCAUUCUUCUGUGGAUAAACAAAAACAUGGUGCAAGUAUCCAUACAUCGAUCUUGUAGGCGGGGAGUGUGUUCCCCUCUUCUUUUUGUCGGAGAUCUUGGGCGUAGCGUGCGUGCCAUGCCGCGCCGCGCAUGGUUUCUCCGAUUACCAAAUGUAUGUAGUAGAUACUACCAAGUACGAAGUGUAAUUGGCUAAGAUCCCAAGCUGUUUUCGUGAUGUAUAUAGUAGUAUCUUCUUUGUA
Molecule: messenger RNA, 1230 nt
Organism: Panicum virgatum (switchgrass)
Lineage: Eukaryota; Viridiplantae; Streptophyta; Magnoliopsida; Poales; Poaceae
Product: zinc finger CCCH domain-containing protein 37-like
Exons: 1
Coding region: 107-871 (254 amino acids)
Molecular function (GO): metal ion binding
Source: RefSeq, a predicted model, not a curated record